Didymella exigua CBS 183.55 is the source of this 2289-nucleotide messenger RNA. RefSeq lists its product as uncharacterized. The transcript has 2 exons. Bases 452 to 2017 code for a protein of 521 amino acids. The record is from RefSeq and is a predicted model, not a curated record. NCBI's taxonomy places the organism in Eukaryota, Fungi, Ascomycota, Dothideomycetes, Pleosporales, Didymellaceae.
UCUUCGAAGCACCAUUUGACCAACUAUUCUACCCUGUAUCCAUUUCCAAGUGAGGGUAAUUGCUCACUGCACCGGACUCAGCGCACCUUCCGUAUUACGGCCCCAUCCUCGCUUUCGGCUCACGCAAGGAUCCUCGAUUGCGCCGCUUAAUUCAAACUUCGGCCCUGCCCUGGCAGCAUCCCGCGCAGUCUGACUUCACAGGGUCCCUUUGACGACAUCGUUAUUUUGGCUGAAAACAAAGAGGCGGCGCGCGGUGCAUUGUGCGGCCGCAUUCAAACAAGCAACGAACGCACGCCACAAGAAUCCGCUCAUGUCCGUUUCCGGCGCCCUCACCGUGUCAACCCGCGAGAGGUAGCUUCUGCAAACAAACUGGACGCGCAUAGAAAACAAAUCCUGCUGGACAGAAUUUGCGAUUUCUCCAAGUCUACGACUAUCCUCGCCCAUCUCCACCAUGUCCGGAUCCACAGCACCAGCAACGAGGCGACAGCGCCCGUCCAAUCAGCAGACGAGCGCUGUGUAUGGAUACCAUAACACAUUCCACACCCACGCGCAGCUGCCGCUCGGCAGUCCACCCGCAUACGCUCGAAUCGACGACAACCUACGCUAUCUGAACAACAAGGCGCGAACCGAGGCAAAAGCAGAGCGCGCUGAUGUUCAGCCACCGCCGUAUUCCUGCACUGUCGAGAUCGGUGGUGUCCUGGGCGUGCGUCAUGAGCUGCUCUCCCCAUACCACGUGUCUGGCCAGCGCGACUGGUCAGACUGCUAUGUGAUUCUCCGGGGCACGCAGCUAAGCAUCCACCGAGUAAAGCAGCCAGGCUUGUGGAGCAAAACCAAAGGGCUUACCGCAGGCCGCUUGAUCUCGUCAUACACUCUGCAGCACGCAGAAGUCGGCAUUGCUUCAGACUUCAAGAGGACAGCCAUCAUUCCAAAGUCCCCAUUCGCACACCUUGUCCCUGCCUCAGCUCGCCACAAGCUCUACGAGACUGACCCACACCUCUUUGAGCCGGUCCGCGAGCACGUCAUUCGCAUCCGUGUAGAGACUGAGCAGUUGCUGCUUUGUACAACCUCUCAAGAGUUGAUGCUUGAUUGGGUAGAGGCGUUCUGCGCCGCUAUUGACAUCAGCUCACCCCUCGAAGAUCGCAGCGAGCCGCGCUAUCGAAGCCUGCCUAGGAGGAACAGGCGCCAGCGCAUACUCGACGGAGCUCAGCUUGGUGAGGAUUUGGAUAACCUGUCGAGCCUCGACGCUGGCAGACGUAUCAUUGCCGAGCAAGAGCGCAUUAUCCGCCAUCUCUACCCGCAUUUGGGUGGGGGUCUGCCAAUGGGCAACGUCACGACUGUGACCGCCACAGGAGACCCAUUCGACGAAUUCGAUCCUGAAGACGUGCGGUUCCCAACACGAAAUGGUCUUCCACAUUCGUCUUCUCAAGACGACGAGGAGGAGCCCCCUUCAACAGCGUCUUCAGAUUCUAAAAAUGGCUCCGUCAUUCGUCCCACGCCCUCAGAGGCUCUCCGCUACCGCCGGCGCUGUGCCCCAGUGCUACUGUCCUCAUCACCUCGCGUCAGCGAUGUCGUGAUCUGCGACGGCAAACGUAUGCGCAUCCACAUCAAAGAGCGCACACUUGUCGACUACACCUCUCACCCACCGCGCUACGAUGCACAUGGUUUCAAGAAGAAGCGCAGCCCUAAGCCCACAACUAUCGAGAUCGAAGCUCCCGCCACAAUUGUUGUGGAGAAGAUCCAUGGUUCUGAAAGGCCAGCAUCGCCUAUCCGAGCAGCCAGCGACGACUCCAUUGCGUCCAUUACAUUUGGCUAUGACCUGGCCCCCACGCAUUCUGAGCAGGAUGCGGACCGCAUCGAUCUCGCCUCGUCAUCUGGCCCACCCUCGCCAAUAGCCAUGUCUCAGACGAAGAUGGACGCCACACGCCAGCUUGGUCACAUGGGCAAAAUCAGAACUAGCAUCGAUGGCCGCAACAACGAGAUCAGCGCCGUCGCUCUUGGUGUCGGCCUGCUCAUCUAAACAUCAACUCUUAUAUAUGUCCACCAUCCUUGUAGAUACUUCCCUUUGUUUUUGACUGCGAUUAGCGACAUUGUUUCAUUGUUCAUGGUUGAGCGGCAUCUCAACUAGCAGUGAGAGUUCAUCAACUCAGCUGCUUUAGAGAUACCCAGCAUGGUUCCAGAGGAACUGUACAUACUUCAAUCACACAUCUUCACAUACCUUGCGUCGUCUUUGCUCCGCGUUGCUGCUCCUGCAUCCCACCAUCCGCCUUACCUCCAAUUGAUCAACACGGC